Messenger RNA from Thyridium curvatum, 1302 nucleotides. RefSeq lists its product as uncharacterized. Gene Ontology annotation, biological process: fatty acid beta-oxidation. Lineage: Eukaryota; Fungi; Ascomycota; Sordariomycetes; Thyridiales; Thyridiaceae. Gene Ontology annotation, molecular function: acetyl-CoA C-acetyltransferase activity. Bases 1 to 1302 code for a protein of 433 amino acids. The record is from RefSeq and is a predicted model, not a curated record. The transcript has 3 exons.
AUGACGUUGCAACGCCUCCAGCCCGCCCUGAGAGGCGGCGCAUUCUCCUCCCUCCGGACCGCAGCCCGCCAGACCCGUCAGUUCUCGUGCAGGACAGCAUUGAGGCAAGAGAUCCGCGACGCCUACAUUUUGGGCGCCGCGCGGACGCCCACCGCCAAGUUCAACGGCUCCUUCACCUCGGUAUCGGCGCCCAAGCUCGGCGCCGUCGCCAUCAAGUCGGCGCUCGAGAAGUCCAAGGUGCCCGUGUCCGAGAUCACCGACGUCUACAUGGGCAACGUGCUGCAGGGCUCCAUCGGCCAGGCGCCGGCCCGCCAGGCCGCCAUCUUCGCGGGCCUGCCCACGACCGUCGAGGCGACGACCAUCAACAAGGUCUGCGCGUCGGGCCUCAAGGCCGUCGCCCUCGCCGCGCAGAACGUCCAGCUCGGGCUCGCCGAGGCCCAGAUCGCGGGCGGCAUGGAGAACAUGUCCCAGGUGCCCUACUACGUGCCCCGCGCCAGCGGCAUGCCCGCCUUCGGCCACGUCAGGAUGGAGGACGGGCUCAUCAAGGACGGCCUGACCGACGUCUACGACCAGUUCCACAUGGGCAACUGCGCCGAGAACACGGCCAAGACGCAGCAGCUCACGCGCGAGAUGCAGGACGAGUACGCCAUCCGCUCCUACCGCCGCGCCCAGGCCGCCUGGGAGGAAGGAAAGUUCGCCGAGGAGAUCGCGCCCGUCACCGUCAAGACGCGCAAGGGCGAGACCGUCGUCGACACCGACGAGGGCUACCUCGACGUCAAGUUCGACAAGGUGCCCACCCUCAAGCCGGCCUUUGUGCGCGACGGCACCGGCACCGUGACCGCCGCCAACUCGUCCACCCUCAACGACGGCGCCAGCGCCCUCGUCAUCGGCAGCAAGGCGAUCGCGCAGAAGUACGGCGCCGGCUCCCGCGUCCUGGCGCGCAUCUGCGGCUCCGCCGACGCCGCCGUCGAGCCCAUCGACUUCCCCAUCGCGCCCGCCAAGGCCGUGCCCAUCGCCCUCGAGCGCGCCGGCAUCACAAAGGACCAGGUCGCCAUCUGGGAGUUCAACGAGGCGUUCGCCGCCGUCAUCAAGGCCAACGAGAAGAUUCUUGGCCUGGAGGACGCCAACGUCAACCCUCUGGGUGGUGCCAUCUCCCUCGGCCACGCACUGGGCAGCUCCGGCUCGCGUAUCUUGGUCACCCUCCUGCACAACUUGAAGCCUGGCGAGUAUGGCGUGGCUGCUAUCUGCAAUGGCGGUGGCGCUGCUUCGGCCAUGGUCGUUCAGAGGAUUGAGUCGGUAUAG